This is a messenger RNA of Striga asiatica, 642 nucleotides long. Lineage: Eukaryota; Viridiplantae; Streptophyta; Magnoliopsida; Lamiales; Orobanchaceae. The record is from the annotation of a GenBank genome assembly.
AUGGGAAGCCAAAUAGUUAAAGUGCGCUUCAAAUAUGAACGGUUAGUUAAGUUAUGCUUCUACUGUUGGGGAAUGGGCCAUAUUGAUCGAAAUUGUGAUCGAAGAUCAUCGGACAUUAGCAACGAUAAUGCAGAUCACACCACAUACACUAAACCCAACCACCACAAUAACAUUAUCCCCACAGAAAAUCAAAAAUCACCAGCCACCCUGCUACAUUCAGAAUCUUCUCAUAUUCCUGCUCAAGCAGCCAAAACUAUACCACUAGAGAAAACAUCUACCAAUAUCAACCCAAUCCUCAACAACAUAAUCAACAACACUCAACCCUCAACCAUAGGCUAUCAACCACUGGAUAUGGAAGUUGAAACCACAGCAUCCACACAGAAUACCCCUGAGUUAGCCAUGAUCAUACAUGAACCAUUCCAAGCAUCCACAAAACAAGUUGGCAAGAGAGGACCUAAAAAGGGAUGGAAGAGACAGCAGCAAAGCUCCCCUAAGGAUAUGCAACAACCCUUACAGACAACACCUAGGGGGAAGAGACAAAUAGGAGUCCAGCAAAUGAUAGAGGUUGAUCAAGUAACCUCGCUAUCAGAAGAAGAGAAUCCACUCAAAAAGCUCAAACACAGUUCACAAGGGGUUAAUUAA